AUGGGCUUUUCCUCUCCUGCCCAGUUAAUCCCACAGUGGGGAUUCUUGCUUGUCAUAGAUAGAGCAUUAAACUUCUUUGUCUAUCCUUCUGAACCUUCUUGGAGUUUCCCUCAGGCUAACCACAGCUCAGCGGAGCUCUUCCUGCUGCUGGGUUUCACCGACUGGCCCUCGCUGCAACCCGUCCUCUUCGCACUAGUCCUUUUCUGCUACCUACUAACGCUGACCGGCAACGCGGCGUUGGUGCUGCUGGCCAUUCGCGACCCUCGCCUACACAUACCCAUGUACUACUUCCUCUGCCACUUGGCCUUGGUGGAUGUCGGCUUCACCACCAGUGUGGUGCCGCCGCUGCUGGCCAGCCUGUGCGGCCCGGUGCUGCAGCUACCGCGCGGCGGGUGCAUGGCACAGCUGUGCGCAUCGCUGGCCCUAGGCUCAGCCGAGUGCGUGCUGCUGGCGGUUAUGGCGCUGGACCGCGCUGCUGCCGUAUGCCGCCCGCUGCGCUACGCCGCACUCGCCUCGCCGCGCUUGUGCCGCGCACUGGCCAGCGUCUCCUGGCUUGGUGGCCUGGUCAACUCUGCUGCACAGACCGCCUUAUUGGCCGCACGUCCGUUGUGCGCGGCCCGCCGUCUGGACCACUUCAUCUGCGAACUGCCGGCGCUGCUGCAGCUAGCCUGUCGCGGCGGCCGCAGCGCCACCGAGCGCCAGAUGUUCGCCGCGCGGGUGGUCAUCCUGUUGGUGCCUUCUGCGGUCAUCCUGGCCUCCUACACCGCUGUGGGCCGCGCGGUCUGGGGUAUGCGCUCCCGCGCAGGCCAGCGAAAAGCGGCGAGCACCUGUGGCUCUCACUUGACAGCUGUCUGCCUAUUUUAUGGCUCUGCCACCUACACCUAUCUGCAACCCACGCAUAGUUACAACCAGGGUCGCGGCAAGUUCGUCUCGCUCUUCUACACGGUGGUCACACCUGCGCUCAAUCCCCUCAUCUACACACUGCGGAACAAGGAAGUGAAGGGGGCGGCGUUGAGGUUCUUGCGGAGUCUGGGGAGGCAGCCGGUCAGACAGUGA
Mesocricetus auratus (golden hamster) is the source of this 1056-nucleotide messenger RNA. RefSeq names its product putative olfactory receptor 2I1. Gene Ontology annotation, biological process: G protein-coupled receptor signaling pathway. Gene Ontology annotation, molecular function: G protein-coupled receptor activity; olfactory receptor activity. The record is from RefSeq and is a predicted model, not a curated record. NCBI's taxonomy places the organism in Eukaryota, Metazoa, Chordata, Mammalia, Rodentia, Cricetidae. Gene Ontology annotation, cellular component: membrane.